AUGCAGAAAAAAGGCUUUAAUGGGCACAGAGUUGAACGAGGCAAAGGAGGUCAAUUGAUUUGGACUUGGAAUGAUCCUAGUGAGCAACUAGUUGAGCAUGACGUACGUGAGAUUCGUACUGGGAAAAGCAUUAAAAAGAUGUUUUGGGCCGCAUUUCGAUAUAAUAUGCGUACAAGCUUAGUUCCAUUAACCUCGGAUGGAUCAUCUCGUGGAGGAGGUAUCACUGCGACAGUUAUACGCCAAGCCUCAUAG
Talaromyces marneffei is the source of this 252-nucleotide messenger RNA. RefSeq lists its product as uncharacterized. The transcript has 2 exons. Bases 1 to 252 code for a protein of 83 amino acids. NCBI's taxonomy places the organism in Eukaryota, Fungi, Ascomycota, Eurotiomycetes, Eurotiales, Trichocomaceae. The record is from RefSeq and is a predicted model, not a curated record.